CUUCGACGCAAGAAGCUUCCGCGUCUGUGGCUACGUUAACCACGCAAUCAAAAAAAGAUAUCUUCAUUGUCGACGGAAAUAUGCUUUUGACGAACGUGGUCUACAAUGUCACGAUGAAGUGGGGAGCUGGUUCCCAUUCUGGUUCAGACUCGAUCGACAUCAGGCGGGACACAAACUUGGAUGCCAUGCUCAACAUCUACGGAGUGCCAAGCUCGGGAACAGUGGACGUAAACGAGAAACUGGGGCUUAAGGCUGAAUUUAAAACAUGUCUUACUGUAGUUGACAUCGAGUAUUUGUGGGAGUUAUCUCCCAUCUACAACAUCCCACAGGCGAGGCAGACAAGAUCUACGUACAUACCUGCGGGCAGCUUGGCUUAUGGAACAGCCUACAACCUCACAUGCACAGUAACGUAUGCGGGUAAAGAGAUCUCGGCGACUGUGAGGUUUACUACCGAAGCUGAACCGAUAGAUCCAGCGUUUGUCAUAUCUGGUACGCCACUCUCGUUGUCACUGGCUGAAAUGAGGUUUACCGAUGACCUUAAGGUGGCCUGCGUCAAUGGAAAGAAGCCCACGGAUAUAUCGGGCUUGCUUUGCACAUGGACAUGCGAGAACAAUGUCUUCUCUCCGACCACGUUUAGCCCAUGCUUUGAGCUGGUGGAUGAUAAAGUUCAGCCACUGAAGCGGGAAGGUCAGUCUGUCGUCAUAUCGGGAGCAAGCCGCAUUGAUCCUCAAAAGUGGGACCUAAGGGAGAGGUGGACUUUGACUAUGCGACAGCUGUCAUCCAAAGAGAUGACCGUUACCAAAGAGUUUCUCUUCAAGAAGGUGCCGCUAGAAUUGAAAGCUCCGCAUUUGACGACAAAAAUCAACAAAUUAAGCGUUACGCGAACUGACACAUCGCUUGACAUCAAGGCCAGAUGCAGGCAACUGACGAGUUAUCACUGGAAUCCACCGUCAGUUAACGGUGACAUAGGUUUGCCCAUAUUAAACUUCACGAUGGUCGUUAGAGGGGACGUGAAGAAAGAGGUGGAGUAUACGGGGGAUACGUUCAUUCCAUGUGGCGUAGAGAUAGAUUUGACCUCUACCGAACUGGUUGCCAACACGACAUACAGUCUCGUGAUCGAGGUGUACAACAGUAGAGAUGACAUCCGUCUCAGUGCCAGGGAGGAAUUCGAAAUAUUUGUCAUCCCUGAACCUAUCGCUGGGAGCAUAUCGUUAUCGUACGCGGGUUCGAAGCUGACCGCCCUAACGACACCGAUAACGAUCGCGCUGGUGAACUGGUGGGACGCCGUGGAUGACCGUGGUCUCGAGUGCUGGUACUACUUCUUCGAGGACGGGACUUCGGGCGAUAAGGUCACCAACAUUAACACGUUGUCUAACCCGCUUACUCAGGGCAUCUCCAACAUAACGCUACCAGAAGGUAAGCACAAGAUUGGUGCUAAAUGCUGCAACCGUUUUGGUAUGUGUGUCAAGCAGGUCUAUGACACCGCCCUCACUGUAGCUCCCAUAGACGCGAGUGGGCUUCUUAGCGCCGUGCAAGAUGUCUUGGAGCAAGUGAGGAAAGGUGGCACAGACAGCAUUCUAAACACGAUACUGGGCCUUCUCAAGGCCACAAAAGAAGUGGGAUUGACUGGGGAGCAGGCAGCUGAGACCCAGACUACGAUAGGUGACACGUCGAAUAUGGUGAUUGGAGAUCUACUAGACAGCACGGACGGUGAUGUUGAGUCGAGCCUUAACGUUCUUGAAUCGACCUCGGAAAUCGUCAAAGCGAAUCCAAGUGGUAUAAGCGAGGAAACUAAAGCAACCAUUAUGUCAGCUAGUACAGAGGUCUCGAAGGAAAGAAUCGGGAUAGAGGAUGGCAAUCAACAGAGACGGAAGAGGUCAACAGGGUGCAGAACUUACUCGAAUCCAGCCGGCCUUCAAGAGUCAGAGGCCAUUACUCUGCUGAAAGCCUUCGACGCAACAAUUAACGAGGUCUCAAUCACCAGCAUACAGGCAAGCCUCUACCUAGAGACCAUAGAAAACAUAAUGAUUGGCUUCUGCCAAGCGUUUAGCGGAUCUUCCGCUUGGGUCGCCCCUGCCGAGAAGGUCUAUGUGCGAGAGCAUACGAUGGCGCUAGGAGACAAGGGCGGUAUGCAGCUUCCGGUUAGCUGCGAUUCGUGUGAGAGUGUUACACAUCCGACACAUCCAGCUUUGGUUUCAUACGGCGCACACCUUGGAGCCUACUUCAACGACACAUGGGCCUGUACCUCAGACACGACGUGUGACGACGUCUGCGUCGCCAGCGCGCAGCUCAAGGUGGACACCGUGACGCCGACCGCCGCUACAGAGGUCAUAGCGCCGCCGCGAAGGUCGGACCUCGUUGUCUUGAAGAUGAUCAAUCCGGAGACGUAUUGCGAGCAGGCCUUUCCGGCUCUCACCGACCCGCUAAAGGUGGAACUGACUCUGACGGGAACGAUCGAUACGGAGAAAUACUACUAUCAGUGUCUGAUGUGGGUCAAUGAGAACUGGUCGGGGUCCAAGUGUACAUCGAGUGGUGUGGUACUGGACCAGUCCUCCUCCAGGAACACAACCACGUGCAGCUGUACCACCCUCGGGAUCAUAGGUGUAUUCGAAGUAUCAAAAGAUGCUACCACUACAACAGUGGCAACAACAACUGUAGCAACAACAACUGCCGCCCCAUCAAAGACUUUAAUGGCUAACACAGAUGCCGUCGAGUAUACGUUCACUUUAAACGUUGAUUACGACACGCAUGUAAUUAACGUUGCCACAUUCAAAACGUCAAUGAAAACUCAAAUAGCGUCAAAGACCGGAGUACCUGAAGCUUGCAUCACAAAUCUCGAGUUGGCUAAAGGGUCCAUCAUUAUCUCGUUCGACCUUGUGGUCAAUGCCGGAUCAGGCACCCUUGGUCAGCUGGCGUAUGCGGUGGAGAGCGUCUUCACUUCCGGCGGAAGUGUAAUCUUCAAGUCACCGAGCGGCUUGACAUUGACUGUCGAGAGUGGGAGUUUCAAGAUUGUACAGAAGAACAUGGAUACGGGAAGCGGACAAGACAAUAAAAAGGAAACAUCAGACAAGAACAACCUGCCAAUGAUAAUCGGCGCCUCACUGGGCGGCCUAGCUAUCGUCGGCGUCGUUGUCGUCCUCGUCGUAUACAUCGUUAAAUUCAAGGUCACCAAGAGGACCCACCCGAUCACGCCCGUUUCCGCUGCGAAAUUUCCCGAUGAACCUCCGCCCGCCUAUGGGCCGACUCCGCCCCCUCCGUUCAUGUAUGAACCGCCCCCACAUGCGCACAUGACUAACAAGUGGGUGGAGAAUGAGCUGCAACAAACGCACAAGGCGAACGGGCGCCCAGUAACGCCAGUAACAAGAGCGGAGGUUCCUUUGAGAAGAAGCGACUUCUUCAGAAAUCCAGGGACACCCAUUGGAUAGUAGACUGUUAUGUGGAAAGAAAGCGCAAACAUCACAAAUAGUGUGGGGAUAAACGGUUAUCAGCUGGAAGUUAUUUUUUGAUGAAAUGAAAUUUUAUUGAGAUUUCUUUGUAAUAAAAUAAAAUCAAAUGAAAAAAUCCUGCGGAUCGGAAUAAUGAGGCUUAAUAUUUUAGUAAAAUUACUUUCAAUUUGGUAUGUGCUUUCUUAACAAGGACUUACGUUGGGAAAAACGCGGCUAUGUGCAAUGGACCAUGAGAUACGUUUUAUAAUUAUCUUGUAGAAGUGCUUCUUCCUGAUAUUUUAAUUUAAUCGUUUAUCAUUGAAAUUAAUUUAAAAGCGGGAAUAUUUGAACAUACGAUUUUGAAAAUAUAUAGUGAAGUGAUCAAAAGGAGAAGUUAAUUUAAUUAAAAGGGUACUUUAAGACACUACAUGUAAUAAUAUACUAUAAAGUGAACCUGUUACUAGUAUUUGAACGCCCGCUCAUAAUUAUAAUAAAGAACAACAAAGUUAUGCUGUGACUUUUAUAAUGUGCGUAUAAAUAAGUUGAAAUUUAUUUACUUUAUUAAACUUUCUUUCUUGUGAAGAAUUAUAAUUAACGUAUUUAUUUCUAUUUAUUCUAGUUCUGAAUCGCGCACAAUCACCAAGUUUAAUCAUUGUUGAUUGCUCGAGAACAUAACGUCUUUUCUAAAACAGGUGAACAAACAUCCCAUUAGGGAGAGAAAUACUUACAUGUAACUGUUGCUAGAAGUGUAAUUUUUAACGUAUGUUGUAUAAUGAACAAUAAGGUAUGCAUUAAAAAGUAAGAAAAUAAUAUCAUGACAACCACAUGUUGUUUGAUUUUACUUGUGGGUGAAAUUUAAGCUGAUUUGCUCUAUGAUGAACGCAUACUUUAUACUCAGUAAAUAUACAGUGAGGUAAUAAAACCAUGCACAUUAGUACAUUACAAUUUCCUAUUCUUAACAUGCUGUUUACCUACUUUUAGUGAAAUAAAAUAAAUCUUUUA
This is a messenger RNA of Dreissena polymorpha, 4427 nucleotides long. RefSeq lists its product as uncharacterized. The transcript has 21 exons. NCBI's taxonomy places the organism in Eukaryota, Metazoa, Mollusca, Bivalvia, Myida, Dreissenidae. The record is from RefSeq and is a predicted model, not a curated record. The coding region runs from base 81 to 3425 and encodes 1114 amino acids.